UAACGCUCAGUAGCAAUGUAUUGGCAACGCAACAAUUUGACAAUAGAUGUUCAACAUACUAAAGUGAAACUCACCAUUUGGGGAAAUUUAGUUCAUCUGACAUUAGAGUCGAACGUUUCUUUUUCGUUUUGUGAUUGGUAUACGUUAGCACGUUUUACGAAAAACCAACGCAAAAUGCAGAUAUUCGUUAAAACUUUGACCGGCAAGACUAUCACUUUGGAAGUUGAGCCUUCCGACACAAUUGAAAAUGUGAAGGCUAAAAUCCAAGAUAAGGAGGGCAUUCCACCAGAUCAACAACGUUUGAUUUUCGCUGGCAAGCAACUUGAAGAUGGACGCACCUUAUCCGACUACAACAUUCAAAAGGAGUCGACACUUCAUUUGGUGUUGCGUUUACGUGGAGGUAUCAUUGAACCAUCAUUGCGUAUCUUAGCACAAAAAUACAAUUGCGACAAAAUGAUUUGCCGUAAAUGCUAUGCACGCUUGCAUCCACGUGCAACCAACUGCCGCAAGAAGAAGUGUGGACACACCAACAACUUGCGUCCAAAGAAGAAGUUGAAGUAGAUUAAUGAAAUGCUUGGAAGAAGUAUCAUAUUUUCUAUAUUGUUUAAAUUCCAACAACAAUAAACAUAAAAUGUAAA
Molecule: messenger RNA, 638 nt
Organism: Teleopsis dalmanni
Lineage: Eukaryota; Metazoa; Arthropoda; Insecta; Diptera; Diopsidae
Product: ubiquitin-60S ribosomal protein L40
Exons: 2
Coding region: 16-561 (181 amino acids)
Biological process (GO): translation; protein ubiquitination; modification-dependent protein catabolic process
Cellular component (GO): cytoplasm; nucleus; ribosome
Molecular function (GO): ubiquitin protein ligase binding; protein tag activity; structural constituent of ribosome
Source: RefSeq, a predicted model, not a curated record